Messenger RNA from Penicillium angulare, 1365 nucleotides. Its product is annotated as PWI domain-containing protein. Gene Ontology annotation, molecular function: RNA binding. Gene Ontology annotation, biological process: regulation of mRNA splicing, via spliceosome; mRNA processing. Gene Ontology annotation, cellular component: spliceosomal complex. The record is from RefSeq and is a predicted model, not a curated record. The transcript has 4 exons. Bases 1 to 1365 code for a protein of 454 amino acids. NCBI's taxonomy places the organism in Eukaryota, Fungi, Ascomycota, Eurotiomycetes, Eurotiales, Aspergillaceae.
AUGGCUGCCCCCGUGGAUGCGAAGCUGCUCCGGCAGACCAAGUUUCCCGCAGAGUUCAGUCGCAAGGUAGACAUGACCAAGGUGAACAUCGAAGUGAUGAAGAAAUGGAUUGCAGGAAAGAUCUCAGAGAUCCUCGGCAACGAGGACGAUGUUGUCAUUGAACUUUGCUUCAACCUGAUUGAAGGAACUCGCUACCCCAAGAUCAAGGAACUUCAGAUCCAAUUGACUGGGUUCCUUGACAAAGAUACCCCAGGUUUUUGCAAAGAGCUCUGGCUGCUAUGUCUCAGCGGACAAGAAAACCCCCAGGGUGUUCCAAAGGAGCUGCUGGAAGCUAAGAAAAUGGAGCUCAUCCAAGAGAAGCUCGAGGCUGAAAAGGCCGCCGAAUCCGCUCGCCGACAGAGAGAACAAGACUCAGCCCGAGAGCGUGAAAUGGAUGAUCUCAGAAACAGAGAGCGCGGAGAUCGUGGACGAGCAAGAAGAGGCCCUGGUCGUGGUGGUCGUGAUAGCCAUGAUGACCGUGACUUUGAACGACGGAGAUCACGCUCACCUCGCAACCGAAGCCGGGAUCGAUACCGUGAACCCCCACCUCGUCGCGAAUUCGAUUCUUACGUCCCAUCUAGCUCCAACCGAGGUCGCCGCCCAAAUCGGUCGCCUUCUCGCUCCCGAUCCCCCUCCCGUUCCCUUUCCCGUUCGCCCCCUCGUAAACGCCAUCAUGACCGACUUGAUCGUUCUUCAGACCGCCGCCGCCGAGCCUACAGCCGAUCGACCUCCCCGAAACCCCAAGACCGCAGAGAAAAGAGACGGAGUUCGGAACACGGUGAUCGACACAGGCCCAACCCCCACAUUGAUACCUCCCGCUCACGAUCUCCCAGAAGAGACCGGCGGACACGUCGCUCAGACUCCCGGAGCCUAACUUCCCCAUCUCGGCACCGCCGUCAUAACAAACACUCCGACUCAAAGGACCGUUCACACUCUCGAUCACGUUCCCAUGAAAGAAGUGCAACGUAUCGUCGACACGAGUCUCUACACAUGAGUGAACAGCUUAACCUGGGGUUUACUCGUCGUCACUUGAUUGGCGGUCCUGGCCGACAACGCAGUCGGAGUCGAAGUCGUACUCACGAUCGUGGCCGAGAUGGACGACACCACAGCCGCAGUCCGGCAAGGGAGCAUGCACGCCGACGCUCUCAGGACAGAUACAGCCCGCCCGCGCGCAGAAAACGCGCCUCUUCCUCACCUGCCCGCGAUGGAAAGCGGCAGAGAUUUACUGACCAGCCAUCUGAAUAUUCUCAUCGAUCCCCACCGGCUGACAAUCAACCCCAUUCAGAGCCCAAGGACCCAGAUGAUGCUGAUAAGGUGGAUAAUUAA